AUGCAUCCAGAUAAGCUACUUUAUAACUGCACUAAUGCACUAAUAGCUCUUUUUGCCAUGCAUCCAGAUAAGGCACCAGGGCCAGAUGGGAUGACUGCACUUUUUUAUCAAAAGUUUUGGGAUAUAGUCAAGGAGGAUUUAACUCUUAUGGUUAAUAAAUUCCUUUUUGAUGGGACUGUGACUAAUGGAUUGAAUGAUACAAAUAUAUGUCUUAUCCCAAAGACACCUAAGCCAAAUGAUAUGGCUCAAUUCAGACCCAUAAGCCUAUGUAAUGUCAGCUACAAGAUCAUCUCUAAAGUCUUAUGCCAGAGACUAAAGAAAGUCUUGCCAGGAUUGAUAUCAGAAACCCAGUCAGCCUUUGUUGCGGGAAGACAGAUCUCAGAUAAUAUCAUGAUUGCUCAAGAGAUGUUUCAUGCCCUGCGAACUAAACCGAGUGGACGUAAUAAGAGGAUGGCCAUCAAGACAGACAUGAGUAAAGCAUAUGAUAGGAUGGAAUGGUCAUUUAUUGAAGCUGUGAUGCGAAAGAUGGGAUUCUCGGAAACAUGGAUUACAUGGAUCAUGAGGUGCAUUACGUCGGUGAAAUAUAAAGUUCUUAUGAAUGGGCAGCCAAGAGGACAUAUUGUUCCAGCUACUAGGCUAGAGAUCAAAGAUGUACUUGGAAUACAUAAUGAUGGUGGGAUGGGAAAGUACUUGGGAAUCCCAGAGGAUAUUAGUGGCUCCAAAUGUAAACUCUUUGCAUUUUUAAAGGACAAUCUUAUGCACAGAGUUAAUGGAUGGACAGGUAGAUGGCUCUCAAAAGGGGGGAAGGAGGUAAUGAUCAAAUCCAUCUUACUCGCUCUUCCGACAUACGUUAUGUCGACAUUUCUGCUCCCAUUGGAGAUUUGUGAGAACCUUGCUAGUGCCAUUGCACAAUUUUGGUGGAGCUCGAAUCCACCAAAGAGAGGAAUACACUGGGCGAAAUGGGAAAAAGUCUGUCUACCAAAAGAAGAGGGCGGGAUUGGUUUCCGUUUGAUCCAUGAAUUUAAUCUAGCACUAUUGGCAAAGCAACUUUGGAGAUUGACUCAGUACCCUGAUUCACUGGUUGCCCGAGUUUUGAGAGGCAGGUACUAUAGGAUGACCUCGCCAUUACGAGAAGUCUCUGCAAGUAACCCAUCAUAUGUGUGGACAAGCAUUUAUGCUGCAAGAAAGCUUUUGCUUCUCGGGAUCAGACAGAAGAUUCAUUCUGGUUAUGAGAUCAAGGUGUGGGAGGACCAAUGGAUCCCAACGAUACCUGCUAGACCAGCUACACCUGUAGCACCUGUAAUGCAUCCGAAUAUGAGAGUUAGUGACCUCAUUAACCAAGAAUUGAAGGAAUGGGAUGUAGGGCUACUAGAGAAUUAUGUCCACCCCGAUGACAUACCACUCAUUCGUAGUAUGGCUAUAAGUUCUGCCCAUCGCCGUGAUACCUUCUGCUGGAACUACACGAAGAAUGGCCAAUACACUGUUAAAUCUGGAUACUGGGUUGCUCAAAACCUGAUGAAGCCAGAAGAGGACAAGAAAAUACUGGAACCAAGUAUUACUAAACUCCAAGCCUUUGCUUGGACGUUGAAAGCACCAAGAAAGAUGUGUCAUCUUAUAUGGCAAUUGAUAACGGGUCAGGUGGCAGUGACGAGGAAUCUCGCAAGGCGGAAUAUGAGGUGCGAUAAUUAUUGCCCAAGGUGUGGAGAACUAGAGGAAUCUGUAACACAUGCAAUAUUUGAAUGCCCUCCGGCUCUCCAAGUGUGGUCCUUAUCAGCAACUCCUACGAGCACAGGUAUAUUCCCAGUGGCCAGCGUCUACACAAACAUGGACUAUCUAUUCUGGAGGAAGAAUGAAAUCUUAGCGCCAGACCAAGACAGGGAUCCUUAUCCCUGCUUUGCAUUCGGAGGUAGAAGCACUGCGAUGGGCGAUGGAGAAUAUGCUUCAACACUCGCCAUGCCAGAGCUUUGGAACAGACUGCAAGGAGCUGAUUUCAAUGAUAAAAGAACCCCAUGA
Brassica napus (rape) is the source of this 2013-nucleotide messenger RNA. RefSeq lists its product as uncharacterized. NCBI's taxonomy places the organism in Eukaryota, Viridiplantae, Streptophyta, Magnoliopsida, Brassicales, Brassicaceae. The record is from RefSeq and is a predicted model, not a curated record. The coding region runs from base 1 to 2013 and encodes 670 amino acids. The transcript has 3 exons.